Molecule: messenger RNA, 1638 nt
Organism: Symbiodinium natans
Lineage: Eukaryota; Dinophyceae; Suessiales; Symbiodiniaceae
Source: the annotation of a GenBank genome assembly
AUGAGCGAGCCGAACGUGGCUUCCAACAUCUCGUCCGAGUCAUCCAGUCUUCGACAUGCUGUGGAGGAAGAGGAGCCAAGCGUCAUUCCUUCCUUGAGUGGUCUAGAGACUGCCCCUCGCGACGUCGAGUGCCGCAUCUCUUCGAUUGAGCAGCGCAGUGGUUUCAAAGCGGCAUCGCAAAGCAGGAUCACCGCAAUGUUGCAGUUGCUUGUGGAAGAUCGACUGCUGGACACACUUGGUGCGGCUAGCCAGGCUGGCAGAAAGUUGCCACUGCCGAGCAAAGCGCGUACGACAUCGCUUCCCCUGGCGCCUUGUACCAGCAGCUCCCUCAUCACCGUGCGGGCCGAGCAAGGAAACCGGCUGCUGAUGGAAUCUCAGUCUGCUCCCGGGAAACCUGCGAAGCUUAUGCAGGUGCUGCCGGAAGGAGAACAGGCAGUCUUGCCCCGCCAAGCUGGAUCCGUGUCCGUGAGGCAGGUUGUUGCCGAGCAGGCGGCGGCACGGCUGCGAGCAUCGAGCCGUAUCUCCUUCGAAGUCGAUCUGCCACUGUUGCUCCAGGGCCCAGAAUCACGUUUUGGCAGCUGUUGCUUCAAGUUCUGGAGGGGCGUGCUGGCGGUCUGCGGAGUAGCCGCAAUGUGGGACUCUUCCCGAACAGACGCUGCACGGAGAUGCAGGCACUUUUUGCAUGUGGCCGUCACCGUCGUCCUUUCCAUGCUGGCAGUUUGGGUAGGACUUCUCCGCUUCGUCAGCCUCGUGCCCCAAGAAGCAGAACCCUGGCGUGAUCUCACAAGCAAGGCCACGUCCACAACAGACAUUGUUCUUGGACUUGCCGCUCCAAUGUGCCUGAGCUUCCUCGGAGGCGUGACGCCCGGCACGUAUGCACGGCGAACGGAUUACAUGCGGGAUUCUCUUCGAUAUUUGGGCAACCUGCUCAAAGACAACAACCUCAUCGAGGAGUGGCGAGACAUUCUUGGUAAAGACCUGAUGCGUCUCACCGUGGCCUGGUUCUCGAUCUGUACUUUGAGGGUUGCAUCAACGUUGCUGCUGCACGACCUCUCUGCAGCCUCGGUGUCCUGUAUGGUCGGCUUCGUCGUCUUCGCGUCCGUGCUCGCGGCAGUAGGCUUCGUCCUCAUAGCCACCUGGCGUGGGCUGGGCCUGCGAGUCCAGCGGUUCACCGACCCUUUCAGACAAAAGGAGGUGGACCUCGCUGUCGUGCAAGGCCAGUGGAGAGAGUUGGGCGCUUGCAUGCGCUCCAUGUCGCACGCUUUGCAAGUCUGCAUCGUGGUAUUGGCCCUGACUGUGGGCACAGGGUUGAUCGCAGUGGCGUUUGACGUGCUUAGAGACGGGUUCGCCUUGACCAUGCUCCCGGCUGUGCUCUUCUUUGCCUUGCUGACAGCAACUUUGCUCCCCGCGGCGCUUGCAAGCUCGGCGUGUGCUCGCUUUCCUUCCUUCGUAGCCAUCUAUGACCCCGGCCCGGAGAUGGCGGAGCAGUUCAUCCGAUUUGCAGACUUCGUUGCAAUGACCGAUUGCGGAUGCUUCCUCUGGGACACUAAGCUCACACUUGGGCUUCUUCAACGCGUGAUAUCCAUCACCAUAGCACUGGCUGCAGGCAUCUACCGCAGCGGGAUCCUGGCAAGCUAG